UGCAUGUUGUGCUCUAGUCGCGCAUUUUUCAGUCGUCUCUGUUUAUAUUUAGGAAAAACGGGGCAUUUUUAAACGAGUUAAGAGGCAAGCUUUCAGCGACACAAACACAGGAACAUCUCCCACACCGGCUCUAUCCGCUGGGCUCUCUUGAAGGUUUGAAGAGAUGUCGUCCGUGUGGCAGCAGGAGCCGUCAGGUUAUUCCCCCUGUGUAGAGAUUGACUCCAGCUCUGUGAGGUGCAAAGACAGGCUCACCUCUCCGGUCUGGCUGAAGCAGGAACAAGACGACCUUCGGAUCAUCAAGUGGGAGAACUUUCAAACGGGCACUUCAGCUGAUGCUGUUCAGGACAACACACCCAGCAGUGCCAUGUCUGCUGGCUCACAUGCUGAAAGCCUGCCCCCGCGGGUGCUGCUGACCAUCACCAAGCUGCAGUGCAUGCUGGAGAGCAAACAGGAGCGCAUUGCUGCACUGGAGAGGCAGGUGGAGGACCUGAUGCAAGACCGCAAGUUCCUGAGGAGCCAAAUUGAAAACCUCACAAGCAGCCGCUCCAUGCCAACUUUUGCAUCACCCAGUCCACUUGCUGAAGCUCCUAAACCCAGCAAAGUGCAGCACUCAGAAAACAAGUCUCGGAAGAGAGAGAGAGCUUCUUCGUGUUCCUCUGACAGCAGCGAGAGCGGCUCAGAACCGUCAGACUCAUCUGAAGUUUCAGCGGCCUCGAGUGAACACAGAAGGAAGAAACACCAUAAGGACAAGAAAAGAUCAAAGAAAGGGAAGGACUACAGCAGGAAGAGAGCCACCGGUGUCCAGUACGUUAUCCAUCGCUACAAACAAGUCCUGUCAGCCUUCAUCAAGAAGAAGAGCAUGAGUGAAGCGUUCCGCCAUCUUGGAAUCGACCGGAACACCAUUGCCAACACGGCAUCGAUCGCUGAGCUCCACAUGGCUGGCAAAGACAUGGUCCCCCUGGUGGGCAUGUUUCGCCAAGGAGAAGAGACUCUGGUCAGCUACGCGCACAGGUGCACCCUGGUCAUCGACAGCGACGCCGACCUGUCCAGGAAAAUAGACCAAAUGAAAGCUAACGGCGAGCUUCUGCCCAUCUCAGGGAAAAGGCCGAGGGUGUUGCAUUCUCACCUGCAGCAGCUCGGGGGCACUGCAGAGAGCAUUUUAAUAGGUUGAUGAUUAUUUCAUUGCAUGGAGGAGGAGGUGAAACAUAAUGCCUUCACAAAAUUGUGUUUUUUCCCACCAAUCUGAACUGCUGGAUUUAAAUGUUUUAUGUAGCAUUUUUGCAUUUUCUUAAAAGCUGAUUUAUGUCUCAAGGGGAACAAAAAUCCAAUUAUUUUCAGUACAUGAACACAUUAAGGAUGUAUAUUUUGUACUUAACAGCCAUGAAAACAAUUUACAGCUGCUGUGACUAAUGUUUUUUUUUUUUUAAUUAUUAUUUAAGGGGAGACACGCCAGGUGAAUAGGGUACAUUUCUUUAAUUGAUAUCACCAUGUAACUUCCCCAGUUGAUGACUUACGGUAAGACAGUUACUUAAGUUACGUUUUCUGAAACAUUGGAUAAAGCCAGGUUCAAAAUCUUUGUUUCAUUUUGUUGUCAUAUUAAAGUCAAAGGGAAUUUUGCUUUUCUCUUUUUAUCACAUCAAUCAGAAAAUAUAGUCAGCAGCCAGAAAAAAAUAAAUUUUUGCCAUUCUUAGGAGUAAAAUGUUCUACAAAUCAAGCUAUGAAUGAUAUAUAAACUAUUUUAUAGGAAUAAUCUAACUGUGUAACUUAGUUUCAUCUUCAUCCCCACAUGUUUGACACAUCACUUGACUUAAGGAAGCAUACAUUAUUCUACAUAAAAACUUGCGUGCAUGUACCAAGGGUAUUAUUUUAAGCAAUGGCUUAUAUAUCAUCAAAGGGUUUUGAUUGGAUCCACUAGUCACAUACAUGUACAUUUACAUUUACUUUAUACAGACACACACAAUAUGUCACCACACUUGCACUCACAUGUCUGUUUGAUCUUUUGUGUUGUUUUUAGCCUGAAUCUGUUUGUCCUUUUCUUUACAUUUUCUUAACCUUAGUUUACCCAAGGAAGGGGCUGCAUCUGGCCUGUAAAUGAACUGCAGCAAGCGGACCUUCAUACAUUGCAUCUGUUGCAUUAUGUCAUUACUACUACUUCAUUUCUGUUGUCAGCCCUGUUGCACCUCACAGCAAGAGGGUUCCUGGUUUGAACCCAGGGUGGGGGAGCCCUUCUGUGUGGAGUUUGCAUGUUCUUGCCAUGUCAGCGUGGGUUUUUCUAUGUGUACUCCA
Epinephelus lanceolatus (giant grouper) is the source of this 2286-nucleotide messenger RNA. RefSeq lists its product as uncharacterized. Lineage: Eukaryota; Metazoa; Chordata; Actinopteri; Perciformes; Serranidae. Gene Ontology annotation, cellular component: nucleoplasm. The record is from RefSeq and is a predicted model, not a curated record.